AUGACGGCAAAAGAAGCAUGUACUAUCACAAAUGCGAAGAAGGUGGUCAGCGAAGCACAGGGGUUAGCCUACCCACAAGCUGGCUACCUCUCGUAUCAGACUCUAACCUGA
Molecule: messenger RNA, 111 nt
Organism: Tuber melanosporum (Perigord truffle)
Lineage: Eukaryota; Fungi; Ascomycota; Pezizomycetes; Pezizales; Tuberaceae
Exons: 4
Coding region: 1-111 (36 amino acids)
Source: RefSeq, a predicted model, not a curated record